AUGUUUGAAGAAGGAGUUUUCCACUCCGGAUUCGAGUCUUCUACGCUACCAAGCGGCGAAAAUCCUAGUGAGAUGAGUCACGAUGAUAUAAUCAGCUCUGGCGCCAGUGACUCUUUUGCUGAGAUUAAAAGACCUUCGCCAGAAAACGCAGAGUGCACUUCUGAGAUAUCUUCAUUGCUUGCUGCUGAAGACGCGACUACAAGCAAUUCAGAAAGUUCCGUCUCAAAUAUCGAUGAUGCUAGGAAUGCAGUCGCAGUUCACGGCGAAUUUGAACCACAGCCACUAAAGGAGUUUCGGUUACUCUCAAACCUUGUUAUUGAACUGCAGCGAAUGAUAUAUCGUACCGCAGCCAGAAUGCCUCGCUUCAUACACUGGGGUGCGUCCAACAUCAGCCCACUCUUUCAUCUGAAUCGCGAAGCUCGCGCAAUUGCUCUCAAAGAAAACUUCCUAGUCGAACGUCCUUAUUUGAACAACACAAUUACCGGGUUCUAUUUUCAUCCCGCACGAGAUAUUGUCUAUAGAGAUAGGUUCAUACACCAACCUGUAGCACUUGCGCAACUAUACCCAGAAGAGCUUCAGUUAUGGUUCUUACUACCCAAGCCUGCAGAGGACCCUCUUAGUGUCUAUUGGGAACCCUCGGGCGAGGUUCGCCUUCGCAUUGACAGCCAACACGAUAUGACUCGCUACUCACAUUUCCUCUCCAAUUCACAAACAGGGGUCGUAUACAGUCAUGUGCUCCAUAAUAAAGUAGCUAUACAUGCAGCAAACAUUACUCGCAUUUCAUUUUCAAUCGAUGUGGCAAGCCGAACGGGCCGAGCUCACAUAAGUACGCUCAUGGAGAGCAUGCUCCUACGAUGCAGAAAGUUUUUCCCUGGAUUAGAGGAAGUUAUCUGCAUACUAUGGCCGCAUCUCGACUGUGGAGAUGAUGGGCAUGAUUUUCGGGUCGUAAAGUAUCCAAAUGGCGAAGGGUGGGCCACGGAAUUCGAGAAAUCGCACGCGAUAACUGUUCAUGAUAGUUGGAUGAGAUUGAUCUAUACGGAAGUUGCCGGGGAUGCCGCUAAGAAAGCCAUUGAGAGAUUGCCUGGGAAUUUUUCCGAAAAAAACAGUAGCUUGGAUGCGAGGAAAUUUGGCCAUGCGAAUAUGUUCAAGUUAACUUUCAUGAGAAAGAAGGACCAGGACAAACCUACGGACGAUCAAUUUGAUAACACGUAUUAG
Glarea lozoyensis ATCC 20868 is the source of this 1215-nucleotide messenger RNA. RefSeq lists its product as uncharacterized. NCBI's taxonomy places the organism in Eukaryota, Fungi, Ascomycota, Leotiomycetes, Helotiales, Helotiaceae. The record is from RefSeq and is a predicted model, not a curated record. The transcript is spliced from 3 exons. Bases 1 to 1215 code for a protein of 404 amino acids.